Messenger RNA from Sarcophilus harrisii (Tasmanian devil), 5651 nucleotides. It is a transcript of the gene KDM5C, whose product is annotated as lysine demethylase 5C. NCBI's taxonomy places the organism in Eukaryota, Metazoa, Chordata, Mammalia, Dasyuromorphia, Dasyuridae. Gene Ontology annotation, cellular component: nucleus. The record is from RefSeq and is a predicted model, not a curated record. Gene Ontology annotation, molecular function: DNA binding; histone demethylase activity. Bases 186 to 5651 code for a protein of 1821 amino acids. Gene Ontology annotation, biological process: chromatin remodeling. The transcript is spliced from 28 exons.
GCAGCGGCAGUAGUGGUCGGGACCAGGGGCGGUGCGGCGACAACGGCGGCGGCGGCGGUGGCAUCCCUGGGGCGCUCCGGGUAGCGCGCACGCACACACGUACGCGCGCGCGCCGGGCUUCGUCCUGGUCCGCGUCUGCAUUGGCGGCGGCGGCGUCGGCGUCCGCGUCCUCCCCCGCGUCCGCCAUGGAGGCCGGGCCCGAGGACUUCGUGCCCCCUCCCGAGUGCCCCGUUUUCGAGCCGAGCUGGGCCGAGUUUCGAGACCCUCUGGGCUACAUUGCCAAGAUCCGGCCCAUCGCCGAGAAGUCGGGCAUCUGCAAGAUCCGGCCGCCGCCGGACUGGCAGCCUCCCUUUGCUGUGGAAGUGGACAAUUUCAGGUUCACCCCCCGGAUCCAGAGGCUGAAUGAAUUGGAGGCCCAGACCAGGGUGAAGCUCAAUUACUUGGACCAGAUUGCCAAGUUCUGGGAGAUCCAGGGUUCUUCCCUGAAGAUCCCAAAUGUGGAGCGGCGCAUCUUGGACCUCUAUAGCCUCAGCAAAAUUGUGGUUGAGGAGGGAGGCUAUGAAGCCAUCAGCAAAGACCGCCGGUGGGCCCGUGUGGCUCAGCGCCUCAACUACCCAGCAGGCAAGAACAUUGGUUCCUUGCUGCGCUCUCACUAUGAACGUAUCGUUUACCCCUAUGAGAUGUACCAGUCUGGAGCUAAUCUGGUGCAGUGUAACACACGUCCAUUUGAUAGUGAAGAGAAAGACAAGGAAUACAAGCCCCACAGCAUCCCCCUGCGGCAGUCGGUGCAGCCCUCCAAGUUCAACAGCUACGGGCGGCGAGCUAAGAGGCUGCAGCCUGAUCCGGAACCUACUGAAGAGGACAUUGAGAAGAACCCAGAGCUGAAGAAGCUUCAGAUCUAUGGCGCCGGCCCCAAGAUGAUGGGCCUGGGCCUCAUGGCCAAGGAUAAGAGUCUUCGGAAGAAGGAUAAGGAAGGCCCUGAGUGCCCUCCCACAGUGGUGGUAAAGGAGGAGGUGAGCACCGAGCCAAAGCUGGAGCCCGCCUCCCCGAAAGCCUUUGCAGAUGGCAAAGAGGAGUUGAGCCACAGCCCUGAACCCUGCACCAAAAUGACCAUGCGACUGAGGAGGAGUCACAGCAACGCCCAGUUUGUCGAGUCCUACGUGUGCCGGAUGUGUAGCCGAGGGGACGAGGAUGACAAGCUGCUGCUGUGCGAUGGCUGUGAUGACAAUUACCACAUCUUUUGCCUCCUGCCACCUCUUCCUGAGAUCCCCAAGGGCAUCUGGCGCUGCCCCAAGUGUGUCAUGGCGGAAUGUAAACGCCCUCCAGAGGCUUUCGGCUUUGAGCAGGCCACACGAGAAUACACGCUGCAAAGCUUCGGGGAGAUGGCCGACUCCUUCAAGGCCGACUACUUCAAUCCCAUGGGUUGUAUGGUGCCCACUGAGUUAGUGGAGAAGGAGUUCUGGCGCCUUGUGAACAGCAUUGAGGAAGAUGUGACUGUAGAAUAUGGGGCUGAUAUCCACUCCAAGGAGUUUGGCAGCGGCUUCCCCAUCAGUGAUAGCACGAGACAUCUGUCUCCUGAGGAGGAGGAGUACGCGGCCAGUGGUUGGAACCUGAACGUCAUGCCCGUUCUGGAGCAGUCGGUCCUGUGCCACAUCAAUGCUGACAUCUCUGGCAUGAAGGUGCCCUGGCUCUACGUAGGCAUGGUUUUCUCAGCCUUCUGUUGGCACAUUGAAGACCAUUGGAGCUACUCCAUUAACUACCUCCACUGGGGAGAACCUAAGACUUUAAAGGUUCCCGGGCCCUUCGGGCCACACCUGGAGGAGGUAAAAAAGCUCACGCCAGACUUUACACCACCACCUCCCCCUUUCACGCCAGAACCCCAAACCCAUGGCCCACGGUUGCCGAUUCCAGCCCGUCCCCUCUGUGGUCAUUUUGGCCUGCUCGGUCCUCCUACUCUGGGGACCAAGAAGGCAGUUCUGUGGGUCUGGGGCCAUCCCAUCCAAUCUGACCCAUCCCCUUGCCCUCAGGUUGUCCGCACCAACCAGUGCGCGGGAGAAUUCGUCAUCACCUUUCCCCGAGCCUACCAUAGCGGCUUUAACCAGGGCUACAACUUUGCCGAGGCCGUCAACUUCUGCACCGCUGACUGGGUAAGCUGGGGCCUGGGCUGCUUGGGGGUGGGCACCGGGCCGGGGGACUCACCCCCGCCUUCUGCAGCCCGCCCAUUUCGGGUGGAGAUGGUGGGGAAAGAGCAGACCCCACCGGGGCGACCCAAUGCCAGCAGCAGGAGAACACUGCCAUCAUUUACCAUGCCAGCUUUCAACUUGGCUCCUGUGGCCAAUCUUUCCACCGACUCAUCUGCUCCUUUGCCCCCACUCCCCCCGUGGCACAGAAUAUUGCCCUCCCCGGGGGAGGGCUUGGAGUUCUCCAUCGUCAGCAGCAGUCAUUGGUCCGUGAGCCUUGGUGAACACAGCAGCACGAGGGUCCUUCGACGGCAGGCCUUUGGGCCCUCCCGGAAGGGCACAGCAGCUCCUUUCCUCCUCCUGGCGUCGCUCAGAAUGCAGAUGGCGAGGUUGAUGGGAUACUCCUCCACUAAGCAGAAUGUGCUCGCCUUUGGUCGAGCAUCUUUGGGGCCCAGCGGUGUCCCUACGCGUGCACAGGGCAUCACGGAGGCGGAGCGUGAGGCCUUUGAGCUGCUCCCCGAUGACGAGCGCCAGUGCGCCAAGUGCAAGACCACCUGCUUCCUGUCUGCAUUAGCCUGUUAUGACUGUCCCGAUGGGCUGGUCUGCCUCUCCCACAUCGAUGAUCUCUGCAGGUGUCCCACCAGCAAGCAAUAUCUAAGGUACCGCUACACGCUGGAUGAGUUGCCCGCCAUGCUGCACAAGCUGAAGGUGCGAGCCGAGUCCUUCGAUACCUGGGCUAGCCACGUGCGAACAGCCCUGGAGGUGGAGGAUGGGCGGAAGCGCAGCCUGGAGGAGCUCAGGGCUCUAGAGUCCGAGGCCCGGGAGCGCCGCUUCCCCCACAGUGAGCUCCUGCAGCGGCUGAAAGACUGCCUGCGCCAGGCCGAGGCCUGCAUCUCUCGGACCCUGAGGCUGGUCAGCAGCCAGGAGCUAGGGGGUGUGGAGCCCAGUGGGGACCGCCGGGCUUCCAGGGUCACACCCCCCCAGUUGACCCUGGAGGAGCUCCGGGACUUCAUUGAGGAGAUGAGCAGCCUGCCUUGUGCCAUGCACCAGAUUGGGGAGGUCAAGGGCAUCCUGGAGCAGGUCGAGGCUUUCCAGGCCCAGGCUCAGGCGGCCCUGGCCUCUCUGCCGGCCACCCUGAGCCACCUGCCAGGCCUGCUGGAACAGGUUCAUCGCCUGGGCGUCGAGGUGCCUGAGGCUGAGCAGCUGAAGCUGCACGUGCAGCAGGCCCACUGGCUGGACGAGGUGAAGAGGGCCCUGGCGCCCCCGGCUCAGCGUGGCACCCUGGCAGUCAUGCGGGGGCUACUGGCGUCAGGGGCCGAUGUGGCACCCAGCCCUGCCGUGGACAAAGCCCGGGCCGAACUACAGGAGUUGCUUGCCAUAGCAGAGCGCUGGGAGGAGAAGGCCCAUCUCUGUCUGGAGGCCAGGCAAAAGCACCCUCCUGCCACCCUGGAGGCCAUUAUCCGAGAGGCUGAAAAUCUCCCUGUACAGCUGCCCAACAUCCUGGCCCUGAAGGAGGCCCUGGGCAAGGCCCGGGCCUGGAUCGCGGAUGUGGAUGAGAUCCAGAACGGUGAUCACUACCCGUGUCUGGAUGACCUGGAGGGCCUGGUGGCCGUGGGUCGGGACCUGCCUGUGGGCCUGGAGGAACUGAGGCAGCUGGAGCUUCAGGUGCUGACAGCCCACUCCUGGCGGGAGAAAGCUUCCAAGACUUUCCUCAAAAAGAACUCAUGCUACACUCUGCUCGAGGUGCUGUGCCCGUGUGCGGAUGCCGGCUCCGAGAGCAUGAAGAGGGACCGGUGGAAGCGUGAGAAGGAGCUGGGCCUCUACAGAUCAGACACCGAGCUCUUGGGGCUCUCUGCCCAGGACCUCAGAGACCCAGGCUCUGUGAUUCUGGCCUUCAAGGAGGGUGAGCAGAAAGAGAAGGAGGGCAUCUUACAUCUGCGCCGUGCCAACGCAGCCAAGCCCUGCCCGAUGACCCUCAAACUCCCCGGGCCCCCUUCCCCUGAGGCCCCGUCCUGCGUGUGUGGGCAGGCACCAGUGGGUGAGGGAGCCCUGCAGUGUGACCUGUGCAGGGACUGGUUCCACGGCUGCUGUGUGUCAGCUCCGCGCCUAAGUGGCCUCCGGCCCCCAAGUCCCGCGCCCCCAGUGCCCCUGGCCUGGUGGGAGUGGGACACAAAGUUCCUCUGCCCACUCUGCAUGCGCUCCCGCCGCCCUCGCCUGGAAACCAUCUUGGCCCUCCUCGUGGCCCUCCAGAAGCUGCCCGUUCGCCUGCCUGAGGGGGAGGCCCUGCAGUGCCUGACCGAGAGGGCCAUUGGCUGGCAGGGCAGGGCCCGGCGGGCCCUGGCGUCCAGGGACGUGUCAGCGCUGCUGGCUCGCCUGGCGGAGCUCCGGCAGCGGCUGCACAGGUCCCCGGCCGCCCCUCGCCCCCAACCCGGCGGCCCGGCCCCCCUCAGGGAGAGUAGAGGUGAUGAGGGCAAUGAGCUUCAGGUGACUUUGGAGAAUGGUGAUGGUGUGAAGAACCCAGAGAAAAGUGGUGCGGGGGCUGGUGCAGACCUGGAGCUGCUGUCCUCGCUGCUGCCCCGGCUGGAAGGCCCCGUGCUUGAGCUGCCCGAGGCAGCGCGUGCCCCCCUGGAGGAGCUGAUGAUGGAGGGUGACCUGCUGGAGGUGACCCUGGACGAGAACCACAGCAUUUGGCAGCUGCUGCAGGCAGGCGCUCUCCGACCUGGCCCCCAAGCGCACCUGGAAAAGGCCGAGAGGCAAGGGCCUCGGGAUCGCAGCGCGGCCUCCGUAGAAGGCGGCGGGCAGGAGGGGGAGCGUGCAGGGGGAGUGUGGGAUGUGACUCAGGAGGAGCUGGAGCCAAAGAGGGCCCGGGGCCCCUGGACCACCGAGGCAGAGGAGAUGCUGGAGGAGGAAGAGGAGGAGGAAGGGGAGGCCGAGGGCCCAGAGCCGGGACGAGGACCUUCCCCCGGCCGGGCACAUGGGAACAACAGCAGUUGUGACAGUUCGGAGCCGGACACGCGCCCAGUCCUGUGUCCCCACAUCCCCAGCCGGUCCACCCCUGCCUCGGGAGGGGGAGCGAACGGGACACCACAGCUGGGGGCUGUCAGCCACGCCCACCUGAGGACGGGCUCGAUUCUCAAGCCGCCCCUGAGCAAGGGGGAAGAGAUUGUAUUGGGGGGACCCCAGCCCCCCUUGCCCACGAACACCUGUGGGAGCCCCCAUCUGACAACAUCUGGAGCAGUAGGACCUCUCAGCUGGAAUAAAGGGCCAGUUGUGAGGAGAGAUGGCCCUGGAGGCAAGGAGUUGCCUGUGCUGAUGCCGGUACCCUUGGACCAAAUGGGGUGGAAAGGCAGCUGCCUGGCCUUCUUCCAGCCUUUGCCCCUCAAGCCCUUCCCACCCUUGACCAAGGUCACCAAAAGCAGCCAGGCCCACCUCAGAGGGUCAAGGCGGGUAGCACCAGCAAAGUACUCGUGA